AUGAAAUCUAUUUCCACCAUAGGUUGGUCUUCAUGGAGUGCCUGUAGCAAAAAAUGUGAAAUUGGCUUACGUACUCGAACUCGUCAUAUCACCAUCCAUCCUGCGUAUGGUGGAGCAAGCUGUCCUACUGCCUUGGUUGGCGUGGAUGGUUGUGGUCAGGUGAAGGGGGGUUGUGGUGAUACGUGUAUCGAAAGCGACGGCAGGUGUGUUUGUACUAGCAAUCCAGGAUAUGAACUCCAAGGUAAUGACGAUAUAUCGACAUACUGUUUCCUUGUAGAAUCUUAAACUGUGCACUGGUAUUGUAAGUUUGCAAGUCACCUAAACAUGUACUGAAUAAGUUGAUGUUCUGAAGAAGUUGAGUGUGUUGGUGACUGAGUGCAUGCUUAGGUUGCGUUCAGACCGAGGCCCGGCACUGGUGCCCAAUGUUCAAACUGGUUCCCAAAACAUGUUGAGCACAGUGCCGUUGUUGCUUAAUAACUCUAGAAGUAUAGUGCCUUUCUUGGGCAGUGUGCCCAAUUUUAUUUGGAAGCGUCGUGUUCAAACUAGGCGCCAAAAGCAAGUGACGGGCACCAGUGCCAGGCACCCAGUCUGAACGCAGCCUUAGUUCAAGAACCAUUCCUCGAUGAUUUGGAUCAGUAAAGGGUCACUUUAAAGUUAGUUAAGUGUAGGGAGAACAGUUUAGAACUGACAGAACUAUAGUAUCCGGUAUACUAAUAAAGUUAAAUUUAGGUUGACAAGAUCAAUAAGAGAUUCCUCUGACUGGAGCUCUAGGAAGAACAGUUUAUAACAUAUAGAGCUGUCCAAUAUGAAUGCAAUUAGCUUAGAGGCAUUUCUUAAAUCUUGCUCAUUGAAUUUCUUCCCAGGCAACAAGAAAUCGUGCGCGGACAAAAACGAGUGUCUGGAUGGUUCAGCAGCAUGUAUCAACUCAAACUGCAGGAACACAGACGGUAGUUAUGUGUGUGAUUGUCUCCCUGGCUAUCAACCUUCAUCCAACCGUCUUCAAUGUGUACCGAAAUCAUGCACACCGCUGACCGCUCCACAAUGUCCCGCUGACGCAUACCGUGAUGAAUUUGGAACAACCUGCACGCCUGCAACAAUCAACUGCCCUAACGGAUAUCAAUAUCAAGAUUCUUGUACUCUGACGUGCACGGACAGCUAUAAACUUGCAGUGAUUGCUCAACCAAAUUUCAGACAAAAAUUUGCUGAGAAUUUUACCACAGUUGAUUUUGAUAGCCCUAGUGAUAGAACUGUGUGUACAGUAGACCCAAAUUCAGGGUCUGUUUCGUGGGAUUGGAAUCCAGGGACUACCCCUUACUAUUGCAGAAGAGUUAAUGACCCACCUUUGGGUGUUACCAUAUCAAAAACUGUCAUUAAUGAAAAAGAAUCAGUCUUAACACCAGUUGGUAAAUUAUCUGCGACAGACCCUCAAAAAGAUCAUCUAACAUUCAGUAUUUCAAACCCGAAAGGGAACUUGCAUUUUCUUAUCCAAGGCAACAUGUUGUUAGUAAAAACUCCGUUAGUAUGGACUCCUAAUUUGGGUGAUAAUACUUAUUCGGUGGUUGUGAAUGUCUCCGAUAACGGGUCACCAAUGAUGCAUUCUGCAGCUACUCUUAAUAUCACGGUGUUAAACAUCAACGAUCCACCCUAUGGAUUAGAACUUUCAAAUAACGAAAUUUCUGAGAAUGUCCCCGUGAACUACACCGUAGGAAAUCUAACAGCAAUAGACGAUGAUGUAAGUCCACAAAGGACUUCAAAUUUCUCCUGGGAGAUAGUCGACAGUGAUGACGGAUUUUUCUCCCUUCGUGGAAGCGAAAUACUUGUUGCAAAGAGCUUAGAUCACGAGUCCAAGAAUAUUCAUAGAAUUCAAGUAAGAUGUACUGAUUAUGGAAAUCCUAGAAAGUCCUCCCAGGUUGUUAGUAUGUCUAUAAGUGUGCGUGAUAGCAACGAUUCUCCGAAACAUAUCAACCUAACCAAUCAUCGCGUGUCUGAGAAUUCCCCAGUGGGAACACUUGUUGGUAAGAUAAUCGCGAGAGAUGAUGAUAAUGAUACAUUGUCGUUUGAUUUGAAUGGAACUGACAGUAGAGUUCUCAGAAAAUUUGCAUUACAAGGUGAGUAUAGCUAGCUAAAUCCUUCCAUUAUCUAAAUGGCUAAUCAGGUGGUUGGUGUUAAUCUUUGCAUUCUGCAGCGCUUAGCGGGUAGGGAUCGGCAAGUUCCCUAAAUGGGACAUCUUAAGUUAGCAGAAGAUGAAUCUCUUGCAAAUGACAAACUUAACUCUACUUACAUUAGUUUUAAAGUACAUGAAGUCAUUUAGUGUUUUAGCUAUACUGGAAAACUGAUACUUGUUCAUCAGUAAAAAAGGAGAGACUUAACUCUCUUUACAUGAGUUUUGAGGUAGUUUUUGAAGUACAUCAAGUCACUUUAUAAGGUACAGUUUAAGCUUCACGUUUGAGGGAAAUCAGAUUUUCGUGGCAUAAUUUACAUUUUCCUUCAUUUCUUCACAUUUUCAUUCUUAUGUUAAAAGAAUAAUUUUGCAUUUCUGCGCAAAAUGAUUCUUUUUGGAAGCAGUCCAGUCUAUUAUUAUUGCCCUACCAUAAAAAAUCUGACUUUGCCGGCCUGGCUUUUGACGUAUCAAAUAUCAUGUACUGGUACUCAUUUGUUAGCCAUAGACUAGCGCCAUGGGUUAACUGAAUGUGAUUUACACUGGUUUAAGAGUUAACACGCUUUUUAUCGUUGAUUUGGAACUAGUUUAAUAUGUUCUGUUUCCAUCAGGUUCUCAGGCAAAUUGUGGUCUGCGUCUUCAAGAUGGGAAAUCCAUGCAAACCUGUUCCGUGCCUCUCGUAGUAAAUGGAUCUCUUGAUUAUGAAGUGGAAAACGAAUACAUUAUUUGGGUUGGUGUGACAGAUCCGGGGGGAGUAACACACAAAAGAUUUAGAAUUGAAGUGGAGAAUGUCAAUGAAGAAUCCACUGAUAUUUUGAUAUCUGAUGACAGAGUGCCUGAGAACUCACCCGGUGGUACUGUGGUUGGUGAAUUUCUGGUAUGUAUGCUCUAAUAUAUCAAACAGGUUUACACUGUCACACACCGUUUGGCAAACCAUACCUAGCAUUCUGUGUUCCCUAGCAUAUUAACGCUUGUAUUCUAAAAGCUCACUCACACUCAGGUUCAAUCUAAGCUUUCCUUGAUUGUAAAUGCUGUUUUUGAAUAGCUGAAGGGUCAGUAGUAGGUACGGGAGUCUAUUUUGAGAUUACGAAGUGUUCUUCAUAUCUGUUAAUACAAUUUGAAGAUCGAAAGCUUUGCAGUAAUAAAUUUACGUGGUGUUUCCACAAACAAAACCUAUUAUUAUUUUAAUUUGAAGAUUGUUUUGUUUCCUCAGCAAUUUUGCAACCAAUAAAAUUGAGGAACAUUUGAAAAAGGCAAAGUCAGGAUCCGAGGAACAUUGACCAUUUUUCCAGGUCUGGUAGCAUGAAGUGGGGUUAGGGUUGUAAGCCUCUAAUAUAACAAUAAAAUUAGCAUGAGCAAUGACAUUACAUCCUCCAUUUCAGGUGAAAGAUCCAGACAACAAGAAUCGUGUCACUCAAAGUCACACGUGUUCCCUGCUCAACUCCCUCAAUGGCGAUGAAGAUGCUUUCUAUAUUUCACAAAUAAAUCAACGGAAUCUUCUUCGUGUUAAAGCAAAUGCGUUUCUUGAUUUUGAAACAAAGACAAUAUAUAAUAUUACCGUAUCUUGUAGUGAUACAGAUCUUGCGAUUUCCAAAUCAUUCUUGAUUGAAAUUACAGGUAAAUCCAACUAAGAGGUCGUCCAUAAUUGGCAAAUUAUUGUUAUUAAAGUGCGACUAACCACAAAUAUGAUUUUGGUAUGUGUAAUAUUUGGGUCAUUCUAAGAAGAAAUGUAAUAUAUCUUUAUAAUAUAAAAAAUCCCUCUCUUGAUCAACUUUUUCACUGUCAAAGUUUCCGAAUAUGAUGUCAUUAGGUGAAUUGAAAAUUAGUUUUCCUUUUUUUUUGUACCAAAAAUUCACCUAAUGACCUCAUAUCUGGAAACUUUGACAGCUAAAAAGUUGAUCAAGAUGAGGUUUUUUACUGUAAAGAUAUAUUUCAUUUCUUCUUAGAAUGACCCAAAUAUUACACAUACCAAAAAUUAUAUUUGGGGUUAAUUGCACUUUAAAUAAACUUUUCAAACUUUUCUCUUCAGACGUAAACGAGCGACCUACGUCUCUUGUCUUAUCAAGCACAAGUGUUAACGAAAGUGAUUCAAACAUGACCCACAUCGGUACGUUAUCUGCAGAAGACCCUGAAGGAAUAAACCAAACAUUUAUCUACACUGUGAGGGACUCGCAAUCAUUCCGUAUUGGUGGAACCAACAAAGAUCAACUCUUUUUUCUUGGACCACUUGAUUAUGAACAUACGCAAAGUAUUAGUGUUCGUCUUCGAGUCACUGAUAACGGUGGACUACACUUGGAAAAGAUAUUUACGAUUACUGUUCAAGGUUUGUUUAAAAUUCAAAUAUAUACCAAACUGUAGCUUGGGUUAUGGUUCAGUUCUAAACUUAUCUGCUUAAAAUGGCCCGUCCUUAUUCGUCCAGUGUUACUACAGGAGGAAACCUAAACAAAACCAAUGGGUAGCUCUUGACUAUCAGUUCUUGACUUCUUUUAGACUUGAAUGACCCACCAACUGACAUCAGACUUCAAGCAGAUGCAAAACUUCCUGAGAAUAGUGGUGAAAAUGUCUUCAUCAGUCAGGUUGAAAUGAUUGACCAGGAUAGCAAUACAAGAGCUUCGUGUAGACUUCUGAACAGCAGUAAUGAUCGUGUCAGUUUGAGUUCAAAUGCUCUCGUGGUUGGACCAACGAUUACUGACUAUGAAAGUCUCGGUUCAUCCAAGUCUUUGCAGAUUUUAGUGAGAUGUGAGGAUCAAUAUGGAGCUUCUGUUACCCGGUGGAUAAAUCUGCCUGUUGAAGGUAAUUUUGGAAUACUAUAACAGCGUUUCAAAAUAGUGGUCAGGGACCGGUUGUUCAAAGGUGGAUUAGUGCUAACCCAGGGUUAAAAUUUAACCCACUGUUUUAGUUUGCAUAUUUCUGAUGUCCAUUUAUUUCAAAAUAUCAGAAAAGAAAACUUCUAUUAAUCCAGACAUGAUUUGUGAAGAAAUAUUUCCAAAUUUAUAAACAAACUGUGAGGAAGUUUGCUUUGAAUUUUAAGUUAACCUAGGGUUACGAUAAUCGGGUUUUGAACAACCCGCCCCCAGAAGUCCAAUAUUAUUUAUUUGCCUUCAAAUACAAGACUACUUUAUAAAAUACAAAGAAUUAACAUUAUUAUAUAUUUAGUAUGUAUUCUUGUUCCUGAUUGGGUCAUAAAGCACCGGAUAAUUCUCAAUAUUCGGUACUUAUUACGUAAUUUCAGCUCCUGCCGUGCUCAGCGUCGAAUAAUUGUUUUUUUUUUGCAUCGAACUUGCAUCCAAAAAAGAUUAUUGGAUGCUGUCGUGCCCAAGCCCCGGCGCGGCCAACAACUCAAACCAAAAAGCGCGCGAAAAUAAAAUAAACAAAAUGGCUCACAGAUUGGCUCACAGUAGAUUUGCUUCGUUGGAUGAAAACGACCUGUCAAAAUUAUUAGCAGAUAAAGACAGUGACAGUAGUAAGGAAGCCACAAAAGAAACUAUCAAAAGAAAUGUUUUUUUCUACUUUUUUGCAUUAUUGUUGUAUAAAUAUACUUGAAACAUUAAUAGACUUCGUUUAAUAGUUUUAUAGUUUUAUACGUUUUUUUUCUGUGUUGGUGUUGUGUACUCAGGUGAAUAAUAUGAUGUUUGUGAUGUUACUCUGAGUGUAUAUCCACACCGGGCGAGCUUGAAAAAUAUGCCCGGCCACGGUGGGAAUCCUACGAACGUAGCGAACCUACGACCUUUGGAAUACUAGCCCAAUGCUCUGCCAACUGAGCUACGCGGUCAGGACGGUUCGAGUAAGUGAUAUUUCGGAACAGAAUCUACUUCCUUCGAUACCAAUGAUGUCGUUAAGGCCCCGAUUACACUAUACCGGAUUGCAUCGAAGCGACGCGAUUUCUGUACCGGAUUGGCCUCUUGUUUACACUACGCCACUGUAAUCCGGUACGUGCCGCGGCGCGAAAAUCACUUCGCUUUGGAGGUGAUAUGAAAAGUAAUCCGGUACGUGCUGUACCGGAUAAAACCAAGUGUAAUCAGGCAAUCCGGUACGCUCCGGUACUAUAAAUAGGUUUCGGCAAGUAUAUUUUAACAUUGUCGUUUUAUUUACUCGCUUUUAAAUAUUUUAUAGCUGUUGUUUGCUUCCCUUUACAAUUAUUUAUUAUUUCUAGCGAAGACAAAUAAAGAUAGCGGUAAUAACAUUGACUUCUUGCUUUCAAAAGGGCAAAAUUUAAUGAAAUACUCGUCAAUUUUCGAUAAGAGCGAGACAAAGCAACGUCAGGUGGUCAAGCUUUGUAAACAAAGUUAUAAUUCACAAGUACUGUCGAGAAAACGUCCAAAAUGGUCAAAACUUAUUAUUUGUUUUCAUGGCAACGAUAAAAGAUACGAGCUGGCGACAGAGCGAAGCGACAUAGUGUAAACACCCUUGAUUUUGGCUUCGGUGUGAAAAUUGAUCCGGUAUGAAAAUCAAUCCGGUAUAGUGUAAUCCCAGCCUAAAUGUAUAAUAAAACAAUUAUUGGAUUCGGAAACCUGAUGUCUUUAAAUGUAUAAUAAAACAAUUAUUGGAUUCGGAAACUACGGAAGACUUAAUGUACUAACGACCCUUCCUCUCUGUUUUAAGAUGUGAACGAAGCUCCAACGGACCUCACUUUGAGCAAGUUAGAAAUCCGUGAAAACAGGAACGAUACGCUGGUGGGAAUUCUAGAAAUUACUGAUCCAGAUGUUGGUCAACGACAUAAAUGUACCAUACUCGAUGUUGACACGCCAUUCUACAUUGACAGUUCAACAAACCCACCAACACUUAAGACUGUUCGUCCGUUAGAUUUUGAAUCUUCGAGAGUGGAAUAUGUGGAUAUUAAAUGUGAAGAUAUUGUCCUGGAUCAAGCUGGACAUUCUACAGAAAAACAGUUCAAAAUUAAUGUUAUAGGUAUGGUAGUUAAACUAACUUUACUUAUACUGAUAUAGUUCCAUCACAUUCAAGUACAUAUGCAGAUUAUGCAUUAUCAAACAAUGUUUAACUCUGCAGGGAAAGACAGUUCACCAUAAAACAUCAUUUUUCUUCAUUCUCUUUCAGAUGUAAAUGAAGCACCACAUAUAUUGUGCAAUACUCCAUUCCAUGCGUUGCCUUCGUUCUCGCGUGGUUCAGUCCUUGGUCAAAUCCAGAAUUAUGAUCCUGACAAUGAACGCUAUCAUAUGUCCAAGAAACAAAACCCUAACGGACCUUUUGAAAUACGGAAACAGCUCUUGAAUUAUCGCUUUGAGAACGAGAAUAUCUCCUGGCCAUUUGAUAUCACACAAAAUGGAAUCAUAUAUCUUGAAAAGGUAGUUUUCAUUUUGGGUUUGAUAUUACGCUGCUUUAUUUUAUAUCCUAUUUUUCUUUACUUUAUUUUACCUUGCGAUAUCUUUCCAUCUCUUCACUUUUCUUAUACAUUUCACUAUACCAUACAAUUCCAUACUACCCCAUCCCACACUAUAGCCUACCAUUCCAUACUAUACCUUACCUUAUUAUAUUAUACCAUACCAUACCAUACCAUACCAUACUUCACAUUCCAUUGCCCAUACCAAUGAUACCAUAUUGUACCAAUCUGAACCAAACUUUCCAUUAUGUCAUACUAUACUAUACCAUACCAUACCACUCUUCACCAUACCAUUCCAUUGCCCAUACCAUAUUAUGCCAUUCUAAACCAAACUAUCCAUAUUAUGUCAUAACGUACCAUACUUUACCAUUCCAUACCAUAACAUACCACUCUUCACCAUUCCAUUGCCUAUACCAUAUUAUACCAUUCUAAACCAAACUAUCCAUAUUAUAGCAUUUAUAUAUAUAUAUAUAUUAUACCAUUCAUACCAUACCAUACCAUACACAAUAUUUACCUUUCGUAAGUGACAGUAAUUGACACUUAUUAAUAAUUCUGCUCUAUUUUCGUGAAGCGACUGACUGCUGAAGAAUACAACGGAUCAAUAAUAUUUGGGAUUCGUGUUGAAGACGAUGGUGCUGUUUGGGAACGAAGUAACGGGUCUGAGGAAUAUCGAAUCAAAAUAGAUGAAAUUGAACAUUCUGUACAAAAUUGCACUGUCCUUAUUGCGUGUAAGUGUUGUGUUACUAUUUUUUGGUAUGUGAGACCAGAUAUUUCUAGAAAUUGCUUUUUACAGAAUUUAUUCCAGGAACUACCAUGUUGUUUUUUUCAGCAAAUGAAACACAGCAUGAUAUUCAUCUUAGUUCAAACACAAUCCCGGAGAAUUCCACGUAUGGCACAAUAAUUGGCAAUCUUUCUCGCAGACGACUCCUGGAACACGAACAGAUCAGCUAUCACAUCCUUGAAGAAGAGAAUGGAACACAGCCAUUUGAAAUUGAUCAGAAUAUCUUGAAACUAAAGCUUGACAAUACUUUGGAUUAUGAAGUGCUUCCUGCAGAAAAGACUUUUCCUAUCACCAUCAGUAGUGUGGCUUCAAUAUCUGGAGUUUUUACAAAACAAUUCGUGAUUGAGAUUUUAGGUAAGAUAUACACUUACGCCUGUAUUCUAAAUGCUCACUCACACUCGGUGAGUGGAGAUUCAAUCUGAGCUUCUCUUGAGUGUCAAUGCUGUUUUUGAAUAGCUGGAGGGUGAGUAGUCACAUAGUAAGGUACGACACUAACCCUCCAGCUAUUCAAAAACAGCAAUGACACUCGAGAGAAGUUCAGAUUGAACUUCCACUCGUUGAGUGUGAGUGAGCUUUUAGAAUACAGGCGUUAAUAGUGGUCUUAUUUCUCUUCAUUUCUGCACCUUAAUCCUUCUAAGAAGCAAGCACUUGUAUUUACCAGGACUAUGAUAAAUAUUAAUUGAACUAUAAUAUUUCUUCCCCACAGAUGUGAAUGAAAUGCCUACAGCAAUCUGCCUGACGAGCCCGCGACCCCUUGAUGACUGUUCAGUGGUUGGUCAUAUUUUGAUAGAAGACUUGGACUAUCCCGAGCUGCAAUGCGGGAUUAGUGAGACAAAUGACUUGAAGAAUUAUUCAAGCCAACUAUCAGAAUACACAUGUCAUAUCCAGGAAGGCGUGGAUACUUUAAGUAAUAAAGUUAUAGUGGAUGAACAUUUCUAUAUUCAACACUCACCCCCAACAUUAUAUGUGAACAAGACUAUAUUCACUCAUGGAGAUACAUCCUAUGAUGUCCCUAUUGUAUGCCGAAGUACCAAACAACCCCUGCAUAUCCUCUCUACGAUGCUAAAUGUGAAUAUCAAAGGUAAGCUGUGAUGUAUAUCACUAUAGUCAUAGAAAAUUGAAACGCUACUUGGAAAUACUCCACACAGAUUAUCGGUGUGAUAGCUCUUAGUAAAUAAAAUUUGUGUUUUGUUCCUGAAAUAGUCUUAAAUUUUAGUUGUUUAGUCUUGUUCGACAUUCUUUCGUUUUGAAAUAUGCUUUUUAGGAUGCAAGCUAAAUUCUCUUGUUUAUUUCAGUUCCUGAUGACGCAAACUGUCGCCGUGGUGAUCUCUGUGCUUCAUGUCCUCAACCUUCAUAUUGUCUUACUCAUGUUAAGGCUGCUGGCAAGUAAGGAGUUUUUUAUCAAUCAUGUUUACAGUUUGGUACAUCGUGUAUGUAUAUUACACUAUUACUGAUAUCAUGACAUUUUCCACUAGGUGUGUAGGAGAAGAUUAUCGUAUCAAUUCAAUAGUUGCCAUCCCUGUUUCCAUCUUUGAAGAACCUGGCUUUAUAUCCAUGUUUGAAGACUAUGUGACGAGCUUGAUUGAAGGAACUGCACAAGGAAAAACCCUGGCACAACUUGUACAAGAUUUUAAUAGUAAGUGAAACCAAAGUGAAAGCCAAAACACUGAGUGGUCAUUGUCUUGCUGCUGCUAUUUCAUUGCUUUGUAGUUCACAUCACUUGGAAAUCAUUGCUUAGCUAGAUAUUUCUCUACUAUUUUAGAUCAAAACGAGACAUCCAGAAGACGUCGUGAGGCGGAAUACAGCGAUGUCUAUGUAGAACAACUUGUGUACGUCGGUCAAGUGACUUCAACCAACGUAGUCUUUGCUGUGGCUGAGAAAUCCAGCUAUGAUCUCAUUCCUGCUUCAGCGGCAUGUGAGUUGUUGAAAAAUACUGAAGUGAAGUGUUGGGCUGAUGCUGUUACGUCUGUUGUUCCACCAAAGGCAACAGGAAUGCCAGGUACAGGAACUCCUAAUCCUGACAGUGAGUUUCCACUCUGGAUUAUCUAUACCAUUGCUGGAUUAUUACUUGUUGCUUUUAUUAUCAUGUUGGUUGUAAUUAGAAGAAACUCAAAGAGAGCAAAGAGGAAGGUAUGUGUGCUUAGUUUGUGUUAAGAUCUGAAAAAACUAAAACAAACGUAGCAAAAUAAAUGUUUCCCGGUCAUGUUUCCCAAAGGUGGCCGGCAAAGCAAGAAGCAAUAACCAGUAAAACGUUGUUUUCAAGUCAUAUUUUCCAGAGGUGGGUCAACCAGGAAACGUUGUUUCCCUGCAAAUAUUUUCUAGAGGUGGGCAAACCAGGAAUUCCUGCAGUUUCGAAGCAACUAUUUCCCAAAGGUGGGCAAAGCAGGAAACAUUGUUUCUUAGCCAUGCUUCCCAAAUGUGGGCAAGCCAGGAAGCAUUGUUUCCCAGGAAAUGUUUCGACAACAAUACUUCCCAAUUUUUCCCCGUCAUUAUUAAGAGGAGAUUUUUUUGUAUGUUACGUAACACGCGCUCAAAACUAAUGCGUAUAAUAUAUCGCUUGAGGUUAUGACUGAAUUCAAAAUUUUUAUUUUUCGAUACGUUUCUCAAUCGGCAAACAAACUUAAAAAUAUGUUUAGUGCUUUAUCUGUAAAAUAAUGCUAAAAUGAAGAGAUUUUAGAUGAUACGCCAAAGAGAAAAUGAUGUCUGAAGUUCAGUAAGUUUUGCUUAUAUGGCUGUAAAUAUGGCGUCAAUUUUAAAGCAUCAUUGAUAUUUGUAACUAUUAUUUUAUGUUUCUGAACUGGCAGAUGCAUUUAAAAAGGUAGCUAACUCUAUAAAGUAGAGAAUAAAGCUAAAACAAAGUAAUUUUGAGAGGAACGCCAAAAAGAUUUUAGGCUUUGAACACUUUUCAUUGCAAAUACGUGACAUUGAAAAAAAAUUGCCUCUUAAACACUUGAAUAUAUAAAAAAAGAACCCACACCCGAUGAGCUCCAUAUAUAUCUGGAGCGAGAACUGGAGUCCAAAAAGUGAAGUCAGCUUCGUGUUAACCGCGCAAGCAAAAACAAUAGAAAGAGACUGGAACCGAUGUCCAAUACUCCUUCAAUUUUCGCCAUGUUGGCCAGGAGUGUGCCGAAAUUUCGUAUUUUGACAUCGAUUUAAAAAAUAACACCAUUGUUUUAUGAACUGAUGACUUGGUUAGCGAUACGGUCCGUUAGAAAAAACUGGAAUUAGCUGGGGGAAAUGGUAUAAAAGCUGUUUACGACCUUCAGAGCUAUUGAACGUCAAUGGCCGCCAUCUUGGAUUCACUUUUCUCAUAGACCGAGUGACUGAAGUUCUUACUCUAGAUAUAUAUGGAGUUCAGUGCCCACACCCAACUCAUGGUCUAGGUAUAAAAGUAUUCGAUUGAUUUGUUAGAGAAACAACAACACAUCUGUGCAUUUUAAUCAGUAUGAUAACGCGGUCACGCUUGGCUCGAACUCGAUGUACGAGAUUCCAUCUGAAGUCAGAGAUCAGAAUUGUUAUUCUCACAGUGGACCGUCCUAUCCUUCUGUGGCCAACUCAAGCUACUUUGCCGAUAGGGACUGCAAUAGAGGCGAGCCUAGCACCAGUAGACAAAGCACCAUGAAUCCCCACAUGACAAACACGUUGCCAGUGUACGAGAGUAUUGACGGCAACCUCCAUGCGAGAGUGCACGAUGCUUGAGCAGAAUUUGGAAGAAACGGAUACGCAACAAGAGAAUAAAACACGAAGAAAUGAAUAUGAAGUGAGAUAGUGAUGACAACAACAACCAUAGUUUUUACUGAAAUAUUUUAAAGGCACAAUAUGCACACUGCACAGUGAAAACUAGCAUAUUCUUUCGUAGCUUUUUAUAAAGUUUUUUGCUGAAAUAUUUUGGCAAGAAGAUAUAACGUAAAAACCAAGUAAAUAAACAUUAUAUAGCAUAUAUUACUCCAGUCCAUGUUUGCACUAUAGCAGAUUAAGUGUCUUAACAAAUUAAGUUUCAUUGCCCUUGCGAAAAUUUCACAUAUGAUUUCACAUGUGAAACGCCACUAGUAAUAGAAAGACUCAGAUUUGACUUCCACGACAACAACCUCGCGUCCUCUUACUGGCUUAGUCCGCAUCUGAUUGGUUAAUCGGAUAUAUCAAACGCAUCUGAUUGGUUAAUCGGAUUUAUCAAACGCGUCUGAUUGGUUAAUCGGAUAUUUCAAAUUCUUUUAAUGGAAGCGGUAGUCAAAUCUCAGCGUCUCUGAUUGCAUAUGUGAAACUAUGAAUGUCAGAUGUGAAAUGAAAAUUUCAUAUGCGAAAGUAUUUCAUGCAUGUAAAGGUUCCUAUAUGUAAUCAUGGAUAAUAAAAUAAAUGGAUAGGACUCUAGCUGACGUAAGUAAAAACAACCUGGUUCCAAUCUGUGACGUCACGCGCAUGGCAAAGUUCUCGGCAUUUUUGUUGUUUUGCUAUAUUUUCCACUUUAAAAGAGUAAUAUUGAAGCAUAAACUGGUCUAAUUGUUUCAAAAACAUGCCUAAGCCACGACAAAGUAUUCAAGGUAAAUGUUUUUCGUCUUUGUUUUGUAUGUUUUUUACAUUUGUAGCUACGAAAUUGGCGUCCCCAAUUUUAACGAAAUUUGCGAUGCAUUUUUCACUGUUUAGUGCUUGAAAUAUUUGCUAAAAUUGACUGGGAAUACUCAGAGAUUUCAUCGUAGAAUGGCGUAGUUAUAUUUAUUUGCUCUUUGACUAAAAUGUUUAGCUGUAUUAUUGCUAAACAUGCCGUUUUUGAGAAUUUGGUUUUCAACUAGGUUUCAACAUCCAACCACGCCAUCAGCCCAUUGAAAACAUUAGAUCACGUCAGCUAGUUUCCUAUCCAUUUAUUUUAUUAUCCAUGAUGUAAUUAACAGUCAUUGUGAUGUGAACAUAAUUUAUCAUAGACAUAGUGUUCAACAAUCCUAACCUUUCGCGAAUUAUCCUUAUGUUUCACCAAGGAAAAUUUUAUGACUGCACAAAACUACGUUAUAGCCGGAAAGCAAAGAAGAUAUGUGCGCUUAGUUUCUCUAAGAUCGAGAAAGAAUACUAUAAAACGUUACAGAAAAAUAUUCCCUGUGAGUUUUUCAAAGAUUUAAAAUUACAUUUUACAUUUAAAUUAAUUUACAAUGUCAUUGUAAAAUUCUGCACUUCCAUUGUUGAACAUACUUGAAGCAUCCUUUUAAAUCUUUUUCAAGUAGUUCGAAAACAAACCACUAAUGGCACUAUGUCUCUCCAAGCUCCUGUGAAGGCGAUGGAUUAAAUUAGAUUAACUUAUUCUUUGCAAUUAUUUGAUUUGAAGAUUUAAAGGGGCAAUGUGACCGAUUUUUGAGCAAUUCUAACCCUCGCAAAUUUUGCCCAAAACUGAACACUAUAUAAAGCGAUAACAGACACGAAAAACAUGUACAAAAGUCUGGAUGGGCAAGAUUACGCCAGGAUUAAGAUGGAUUGUAAAUGGCAUCUUGAUUAAUUGUUGGCAGACACUUUUUCAAGUUUUAGUCAAUUUUUAUGAAAAUGUCAUGUUACAUGUUGCGUGUAAGUUCAAAGUUGUUUAAUAUGAUUCAUAUAUCAUAACUUAAUCCAUUUACAAUGUUUAUUUUUAACUUUGUAGUUCAGUUUUUAAAUAAAAGGCAUUUCAGGUCAAAAAUCGGUGACAUUGCCCUUUAAGACUCGUAUUAUACAUUUGCAUUAGUUCAUCUAGAUUACACUGUAGUUCAUAACUUGAAUACAAAGGCACAAGCACUUAGUUGUUUUUCUUAGACCUUUGUGCCUACAAUCUACAUUACAAUAAUUAUGAUCCAACAUUUACAUAGAGGAAUUUUAGGCCGGUAAAUAGCGAAAGUACAAUACAGAGC
Paramuricea clavata is the source of this 14141-nucleotide messenger RNA. Lineage: Eukaryota; Metazoa; Cnidaria; Anthozoa; Malacalcyonacea; Plexauridae. The record is from the annotation of a GenBank genome assembly.